AUGCAUGAGAUUGACUACCAGCUCGCAGGUGAGCAGCUGAGCCUUGUAGUCUCUCCUGCUGGGGCUGGAUCGCUCGCCCAAGCAGUUGUGGCCCACUACAAAUCAUCAGAAAGGAAAUCUACAGUCUUCAUGGCAGUUGAGCCAGACACCGCUGGCCUUUUGUGGAAUAGCUUGACUAAUGGGAAACCCGCGAUCGGGAAAACUAGUUCAACCAUCAUGACUGAGCUAAAGUGUGGGAGACUUUCUGAGACCGUGUGGCCACUUCUAAAAUGUGGAACUGACGCAAGUAUAACAAUCUCUGACUACGAGGCCCAUCGGGCGAGCCUUGAGCUACAAAUGCUAGGCAUUGCAGGACCCAGUGGUGCAGCCAGUCUAGUGGCUCUUCGUGCGCUCAGUGAAUCAGACAAGUCUCAGUUGGGGCUUAAUCAGGAUUCUAUAACAUUAGUGCAAAUUGGCUCUUCAAAUCCUGAUUUCAGCUCCAUUCCAGGCCCGGGUGAAACCUCGAUUGCACAAUAUAUCACUGUGUGGCUUCAGCAUCGCAACAUCGAAUACCAUUGGAUUGAGCCAACUCCAGGGCGACCUUCCGUUGUUGGUAUUGCACGCGGCUCUGGUGGAGGCAAGAGCCUCAUGUUCAAUGGGCAUAUUGACACUGUCACGCUCCUAGGGUACAAUGGCGACCCUCUUAACCCUUUAAUAUCCGAUGGGAAUCUUUAUGGCCGGGGUUCUGCGGAUAUGAAGAGUGGUCUUGCUGUUGGCAUGGUAGCCAUCGCCAAUGUGAAGGGAAUGAAUUUGAGGGGAGACAUGAUCCUCGCGGCGGUUGCGGAUGAGGAGUCAGAAAGUCUUGGAAUGGAGCAAUUACUGCAAGCAGGAUGGCGUGCGGAUGCUGCCAUUAUUGCUGAACCGACCGAGAUGGCUCUCAUCAACAAGCACAAGGGAUUUGCGUUAUUUCAAGUUGAUAUUCACGGCGCAGCCGCUCAUGGAUCUCGUGCGGAUCUCGGUGUCGACGCCAUCUGCAAAGCUGGAUAUUUUCUCGUCGAGCUUGGAUAA
Messenger RNA from Blastomyces gilchristii SLH14081, 1047 nucleotides. RefSeq lists its product as uncharacterized. Lineage: Eukaryota; Fungi; Ascomycota; Eurotiomycetes; Onygenales; Ajellomycetaceae. Bases 1 to 1047 code for a protein of 348 amino acids. The transcript is spliced from 2 exons. Gene Ontology annotation, molecular function: hydrolase activity. The record is from RefSeq and is a predicted model, not a curated record.